Messenger RNA from Pyrgilauda ruficollis (rufous-necked snowfinch), 726 nucleotides. Its product is annotated as threonylcarbamoyl-AMP synthase-like. The transcript is spliced from 6 exons. Gene Ontology annotation, cellular component: cytoplasm. NCBI's taxonomy places the organism in Eukaryota, Metazoa, Chordata, Aves, Passeriformes, Passeridae. The record is from RefSeq and is a predicted model, not a curated record. Gene Ontology annotation, molecular function: nucleotidyltransferase activity; double-stranded RNA binding; tRNA binding. Gene Ontology annotation, biological process: regulation of translational fidelity. Bases 1 to 726 code for a protein of 241 amino acids.
AUGGUGGAUCCCUUCAUUCAGGUCCAGAGCUCCAGGAAGGACAGGGUGGAUCCCCUGCCCUGUGUGUGCCCCAAGUCCCACCUCACAAGUGGCCUGAGGACCAUCGCGGAGCUGCUGAACACGGGGGCCGUGUGUGGGGUCCCCACAGACACUGUGUAUGCCCUGGCAGCCUCCUGCAAGCACCCUCAGGCCAUCGAGAAGGUCUACAGGAUCAAGGACAGGCCUCAAGAGAAGCCCAUCUGCAUCUUUAUUUCCAACCUGGAGCAGUUGCGAGCAGCUGCCCCGCCCAUCAGCCCGCUGCUCUGGGAAUUCAUGGAAAACGUUUAUCCCGGCGGCAUUGGCUGCAUUAUCCAGAAGGGAGAGUGGCUGAAGAAGCUGGGGGUCGGAGCAGGAUACAGCAGGGUGGGAACCCAGGACAGCAUCAUGAUCCGAGUCCCUGACCUGACGGUCCUGGUGCACCUCAUCGACAUGACCGGGCCCUUGGCCAUCACCUCGGCCAACCCCAGCGGGGAGGUGGACAGCACCCACCACGACAUGGUCAUCUCGCGCCUUGGCCAUAAGCUGGAGGGUGUUCUCUGUGAUGGAGAGUCUGACGAGGUGGUGGCAUCCACUGUGGUCAACUGCACAAAGAUUGAUGAAAGUGGCAUCACCAUCGUGCGGGAAGGCUGUAUCCCAGCUGGAAAAGUGAUGCAGAUCUUUGAAAGGGUGAAGAACAGAGUAGUCUGA